UUUAGUUGAACGUUGAGUGGAAAUGUUGUAUAAAACGGUCUAGCGGAUAAAUUCAAACGUUUAACAUACGUUUUUUAUUGUUGUUGUUUUCCUUGUAUAUUAAAAAUAUAUAUCUCUUGUAUAUACACAACAGAAUCCAUGGAAAAUUGUAAAGGAAAAUUAUUAUUUACAAAGUUGAAUAUACAAAAAAAAAAGGAAAACAAAGUGUAUUAUAAAUUUAAACAAAAUGAAAACAAUAAAAAGUGUAUUUUAAUGAAAAAGUAAUAAUUUUAUCAAAUCCUGAGGAGUUAAGAAAUUUAAUUAAAAAAAGUGUGUGACUAAUCAAGUGCAAAAAUGUUACAAAAAUUAAACAAACCAAAAAUUAAUCGGCAUCGUUUGUAAAAGACCAAAAGGCAAAAACCGACAAAUAAGUAAAAAAAUACAUAUGACAAAAAAUAAAAACAACCCUCUUUGCAAUAUAAAACAAACAACAACAACAAUAAUAACUUAAAAGAAAUAACGCUAGCAAAGUAACUGGAUUUUUCUAAUGCUUUCAACUGGAAUAAUUUAUAGCAAAACAACAAAAAUACAAUUCUUUAACAAUUUUGUUAAAAAAUUAUAAAAAAUUUUUUUGUAUAAUUAGUUAAAAAUUUAUGUUAAUUUUACAACUUUAACUUCAAAACAACAACCAACCUACAGCUAAAGUUCUCUGUGUAUUUAUUUUCUUAUACUCACUUCACUGUCUGUCUUUAUUUCGAAAAGAAGAAGCAGCAGUAAACAACAACAAAAACGAGUAUUAAGAAAAACAAAAAAAAGUUGUAAAAAAGUUUUUGUUAUUCUUCUUCUGUCUUUUUACUGUGAGUGAUGUUUGUUGUUGUUUUUGACCUAAAAAAGUAAUAACAACAAAACGACGUAAAAGAACAAGCAGCACAAGAAAAAAAAACAACAAAAUAAAAACAAAAAAUAAAUGGUGUUGUUGUGCCCUUUGCCUAUACUGAGUAAAAAGUUUGAAAAAAAAAACAAAUGUUGUUUUUGUUUGUGUUAAAAAAAUGAGUGAGUGAGUAAAAAAAAAACAAAAUUAAAAAAAAGCAAAAAAUAGUAAAUAUACAACACAAGUAUGGUAAACAAAAAUACUGAAUUCCCUUUGCUGUUGUUGUUAUUGUCUUUAAAAACAACUUUGCUUUAAAAAAUAUACAAAAUUUUUAGAAGAAAAAAUACAAGAAAAAACUUAGAAACAGCUUAGCAUUAGCUUUUUUUGGCGGCUAUGGCAGGAAAUCUAGUAAAAUGGUGGAAACAUAAAAUACUCGGUGGUUAUAAACAAUUCUCGGUUCAAGAAUGUACCACCGAUUCCGAAGAAUUAAUGUAUCAUCAGGUGCGUGCCUCAUCCUCAUGCAGUGCACCACCCGAUCUUUUGCUUGUAAGUGAUCGUGAAAAUAAUAUACCAUUACGUUCUCCCGUUGUCAAUAUAAUAGCAGCAACUACCGCAGCCACAGCUCCAGCCACCACAACAACAUCACCUUCCUCUGGGAUAAAUGCGUGUCACCUAACAUCUGCCAGCAAUAACAAUCAAAGACAUCACCAACAAAAGUUGCAACAGCAACAUCAGCUGCAACAACAACAUCAUCAUCAUCAUGUUACAACACAACAGCUGUCAUUGGCAUAUAACGGUACAAAGGAUAUGGUUGUUGGUAAUAGUAGUAGUAAUAACGGAAAACAUCAAAAACAAACUAACAAACAUGGUCAACAACAACAACAGUUAUCACAAACAGAUUGCCAACAGCCACAACAACAGACGCUUCAACAUGAAAUGGAGGGACAACAGCUGGAAUCUCAAACCAAUAACCACUCCUCAACACGUCACGCACAUCAUACGCAGCAACAGCAGUCGCAUCAUCAACAGCCAUCACAGCAGCAGCGUUCAGAGGAUCAUAUACGUUUAGAGGAAUUUACUUGCGAUGUUUCGGUGGAGGGUGGCAAAUCAUCACAACCCCUGCAGUUUUCUUUUACCUUUUAUGAUUUGGAUGGUCAUCAUGGUAAAAUAACCAAAGAUGAUAUUGUGGGCAUUGUUUAUACGAUUUAUGAGUCCAUUGGCAAAUCAGUGGUAGUGCCUCAUAGUGGUAGUAAAACCAUAAAUGUGCGUCUCACUGUUUCGCCCGAGGGCAAAUCGAAAGCCAGCAAAAAUAAGAAAACUGUCUCCUCUGCCGCAGUGGUAUUAGAUUCAAAUCAAAAGUCUGCCUCUCAAGCAGCUCGUAGACUGCAUCGUUAUAGACCACGCAAGCUAAUCAAAUCUGAUGAGGAGGAUGAUGAUAGCAACAGUGACAAAGAACGUGACACAACUGCCAUUAACUCCUCAAAUCUAUCACAUGUUUUGGCUGCUAAAACCAGCUCCAAAGCACACAAACUACAUAAAUCUAAAGCAACUGAACAUCAUUGCUGCGCCACACCCAACAAUCCGGAUUUAACUAGUUCACCACUCGAAACUAUUUAUGAUAAUCUUAAGGCGGCGACCGCUGUCACCACACCCGAGGCCUGUAGAGAAUGUCUAGCGGCAGUGGAUGAAAGUCGCAGUGCUGCCAUUUCACCCAUCGCACAAUACCAUCCCGCUCAUGCCAAGAUCACCUCGUCGGCCACAAAUGAGGCUUAUAUGAAACAUGUGGCUUCGACAAGGAUAAAAAUGUUAAGGAAAUCUCGGAAACAAAAGCAUCAAGACUGCAUGGAAACUAGACAACGCAGUUUAUCGGUGGGUAAUGAAACCUGCUGGAAAAAUCGUCAUUUACAAAAACAACCACCCAGCAGCACACAACAACAAUUGCUUUGGCAUGCUGAACAGCAAUUGAAUAAUAGUGCUGGUGGUGCUGUUAAUGGCGCCACUGAUAUGGUGGAUGGUGUGCAAUUGCGUAAUCCUUUGAAGGCAGGAGGAGGAGGAGGAGGUAAAGUGUCAUCAUCGAGUGCUCAAAAACGUAAUUCCGCCGAAUGCUGGAAGACGGCUUUAAAUCGUAAUGAUCUUAUAAGUAUUAUAAGGGAGAGUAUGGAAAAGAAUCGUUUGUGUUUUCAGCUGAAUGGAAAACCCCAAGCAAAUGUGAGUCCCAUCCGACAUUCACAGCCAACGCAACAAACACCACAAACACUACAACAACAUCAUCAACAGCAUCUACACCACAACCAGCACAACAACAGCCACCACAACAAACAUUCACAAGCAACAACACCUACAAGUUCGCAGCGUCAACGCUCAAAUACAGUAUCGAAAAUUCCUACAUUAAUUGCCAAUCACAACAAUGCUCAUACAACACACUCACCGCAACACAAUCACUAUCCCAGCAGCAGCAACAACGGCCAACAACGCUCCAGCAGUUGUGUCAAUACCAUCAGCAACAGCAACAACAAUCAGCAUCAGCCACACGAUACAAGUCUGCCUACAGAAACACUCAACAUAAGUAGCAGCAACUCUAGCUAUCAUCAACAUCUUCAGCCACACAUUCCCAUCUAUCAUCAACAAAUGGCCAUUAAUCCGGCUGUUAUAGCGGCCCACAAUGCUCUACUGGGGGGUAAUGGUAGUGGUGCAGCGGCCGGACAUCAUGGUAAAAUGAAUCUCUGUGGUUAUGAUUCUUUCCUGCAUGCCACCAUUUGUGGUGGUGGUUUAAGUCAUUCGCCACCUGCUCAUUCUUCUCUGGCAGCUCAAAUCACCAGUCCCUCAAAUUUGGCCUCUGCCCUUAGCAGUGGCCAGCAAAUUGCCACUGUUCAACCUAUAAUGUCUACUAACUCUCCCAAUGCUUCGAAACACUUAAGUUUGGCAGUUACCGCUAACCAAAUUAAAACUAGUAAAAUUUUACGCAGCGGUUCGUAUGCCCAAAAUCAACAUCAUCAUCACCAGCAGCAGCAACAGCAACAAUUACAAACCCACUCACAAACCACCCAAAAUUCUCCUCAAUAUCAUGGCUACCAACGUUUGCCCUCAUCCUCCAAACACAAUUUAUCCGCUUUGCAUUUGGUAAGUCCCACUAUGGAGAAACCAGCUUUAGAACAAUUGGACAAAUGGCGUCGCGAUCAAGUUAAAAACUAUGAUCAAUUAUUAUAUGCCAAAUUGAGUGAAAAAUUACAACAAACUAAUUUAGUUGCGGCUAAUGGAGUUAAUAGUCGUGAAAGUAAUCCACGGCGUAAGCACCGAGUAUUAAGACAAAGACGUCCUAAUCAACUAAUAGCAGAAGCUAAUAAUGUCUCUUUGAGUUCCAAACUAAAAGCCAAUAAACUGUGUUUAAGAGAGGAAAAUGAUUAUACUACUAUACUGCCUUUGGAAGUGGAUGCUGUGGAAUGUGAAAAUCUAUUGGGUCAUAGCAGUGAGGAGGAUACACACUCCCAUAAUGAAUCUCCUGUACAUAAUAAGGAUAAGUUAUUGGAAGAUAAUAACCGCAAAAGACAUGUAGCUGAGGGAACUUUGGUGGAGUUAGAUGAUGUGGAUGAUGAAGAUGAGGAAGAGCAGCAGCAGGUAUUAACACAAUCUGCUAACCUGGGAAAUCGUCCCUUAAAUGCCGAUACUUUACUUAGAGUAGAGGAUGAGUUGCACCAUUUACAUUUGGAAGAUAAUUUAGAAAUAGAAGAAGAUUUAGAGGAGGAUCUAGACGAUGAUCUAGAAGAAGAUGCCGAUGAAGUGCCAGUGGAUGGUGCAGUUACCGAAAGUGGCCGUAAUAGUGCGGCCAGCAAUGAUAGCAAUCCGACUGGCGCCACUUUGGCCAAUACAAAUGGUGCUAAUACUAGCAACACUUCCUCUUCUUUAAUACAUCGUUAUGUUCAUGAGCAUAUACAUCAUCAUUAUCAUCAUUUCGAAGAGAAAGAAGAAUGAAAGAAGAUGGAAAGGGAAGUAAAAAGAAAUAUGAAUAAUGUACUCGAAAACUAAACUCAAUUUUUUAUACAAAGUUUAUUUCUUUAUUUUUUUUUUUAUAAGUAAAUAAUUUUUAAAUGUACAUUAAUUAUAUUUGUGUGUGUGUGUGGGGCUGCCAAAAA
Molecule: messenger RNA, 4980 nt
Organism: Lucilia sericata (common green bottle fly)
Lineage: Eukaryota; Metazoa; Arthropoda; Insecta; Diptera; Calliphoridae
Gene: nkd
Product: protein naked cuticle
Exons: 5
Coding region: 1244-4819 (1191 amino acids)
Source: RefSeq, a predicted model, not a curated record